GGUGCGGUGAGGGCGCGUCGCCCUAUUCUCUGUGACCAGCCACACGCUACCGUCCCCUACAACACGCUACCCGGAACACCCUCGCUACGAUACCCACGCUGGGAUGUCCGGUACCACCCUAUUAGUGCACCGUUUGCUGCCAAUAAUCACCUACGCUAGAACAUGCAGUUCCUAAACCCAAAUUUGUAACAGGCAAUUCGAAUUUCGCCCACCCCCCAAGAAAUCCACCUGUGAAUGUGGUUGAGUGUAGCACACUGAGUAAUGAGUGUGUUAGAGUGACAUGUCCUCACGCCGCUAGACCCACGAGACAGGAUUAUGGUGCUGGGCGGAUGGCAGCCCCAGGAAGGAGGCGGGGUGGGCCUGGGGGUUCAGAGGGCGCGGGGUCCCCUGCUUCUGCUGUCCCUGCUUCUGCUGGUCGUCACCACCCCGUCUGCUGCAGAAACUCCAGGUGAGUCUCUGCUCACCACCCCUGCUGCCCAAGCGGCGGCGUCUGCUGACAGAUUCCUGGGGAGGGAGGAGCAUAGUUAUAACACCAGCGAUGUUCUGGACGACGCCCCCCUUCUGCUGGACGACUCCCCCCUUCUGCUGGACGACGCCCCCCUUCUGCUGGACGACUCCCCCCUCCUGCUGGACGACCCUGAUGAUUUCCUCCCCCCUCUCAGCUCCACAGACACGCCAGCAGAGGCCUCUAGUCCCUCAGGGUGCACCUCGCCGCUGGGGAUGACGACCGGCGACGUGCUGGACUGGCAGAUCUCGGCCUCGUCGUCGUAUCCGUCGUCGUGGGACCCCGGCUGCCAGGUCAAGUACGCCCGUCUCCACCAGCCCAACGGGAGGGCGUGGUGCGCCGGCAGGAAGGCCGCAGGAGAGUGGGUGCUGGUCGACCUGGGCGUCCCCGCUAAGGUGACGGGGCUCCUGACGCAGGGGAAAGGCGACGACGAGGAGUGGGUCACGUCCUUCGAGCUCUCCUACUCCCUCGACGCCUACCACUGGCACCACGCCCGUGACAUCUACAAUAACAAGAAGGUGUUCCAGGCCAACGUCGACUCUCACCAGACCCGUCACAACUAUGUAGAACCAGCGGUGACGGGACGGUUCGUCCGUCUGCAUGUCUUGGACUGGCACUCCCACCCGUCACUACGUUUCGAACUCCUGGGGUGCCAAGAGUGCAAGACUGUGAUCAGUGAAGGUGUUGAUGUGCAGCUCUCGGCCAGCUCCUACAAGCCUUGGCACCGUAGCAAGUCUUGCCUACCGGGGGACGCUUCCCUACACUCCCACAGAGCCUGGUGUGCCCGCAGGAAGGACGCACACCAGUGGUUGCAGUGGGACCUGGGGCCGCCGCACCAGGUCACCGGGGUCGUGACCCGGGGCCGAGGCGACACAGGACGUAAGCACUGGGUCAAGACCUACACCCUCACCUACUCCAACGACUCCAAGGUCUGGUUCACCUACAAGGAUGGCAAUCACCUCGAUACUAAGGUGUUCGGGGGGAACUUGGACAAGCACACUGAGCGACGUCACUACCUCAACAACCCCUUCAAGGCGCGCUAUGUGCGCCUACACCCGCAGCGCUGGCGCAAGACCAUAGCUCUGCGCGCCGCGCUCCUCGGCUGUCCUCACAAGGGCGACUGUGGCGACGGCUUCUUCAGGGUCACGCCUGACACCAGCUGCGUGGAGAACAUCGCCUUCAAGGGCAAGACCUGGGUGAACGACAAGCGCCACUCUUGGUCGGACUGGGACUACGGUCCGGCCAGCCUGGCGGUCGACGGCAGACUGGAGGUGUCGCUCCGCGCCUGCGCCGUCGUCGACAACUACCACGUGGACGAGCCCGUGUGGAUGGUCGACUUGGGCAAGCGGCGACUAGUUCGAGGUCUCGUUAUCCUCACCUGGCAGGGUCGAGGACAAGAUCAACACACGCUGUAUCGGGACUACGUCUUCGGGUUGGACCGGUUGACAGUAUACGUAGAGAACCAGCGUCGCCUCGACGCCCCCACCUCCCAGGACCAUAAGAAGUGCGCCUCCGUCACCAGACUCAACAACGCACUCUUCAAAGAGCGAGUCCAUGUAGAGUGUCCUCAGCCAAUCAGAGGCCGAUACGUCUACAUCAAGGCUGGUGGCGUGGCCAAUCGCUGGCACAAGGUCUUCUCGAUGGUUCUAUGUGAGGUCAUGAUUUACUAGCUUGUGACGCCCGCACCCCCACCACCCCCACGACCACCACCACCACCACCACCACCACCACUGCCACCACCACCACAGCCACCACCACCACAGCCACCACCACCAUACAGGAACCACCACAGCCCCGAGCUGACAUCAUCUCCAGGGACUAGACAUCUCUUGGAGAGACCGACAGGAUACCCUGAGUUACGGAGCAAGGACAAGGGUCAUAGAGCAAGGACAAGGGUCACGAAGAGGCAUCAGGGUCGUCUAUUCUGACGUUACUAAGAAGGAGAUCUUGACCAAAGUGAUCUUAAGUUAAUCCGAGAUAUUUGUAGGUAAAGAAAUUGUAGUGUGUGUGUGGAAAAAAAUAAAUGUGAAAUGUAUUUAACUGAGGCAUAACCUUAUUGAUCUUGUGGAGCUGAAACGGAGUCUAUUGCGAUAGCUGAUGGUCAAAAGAAAACCGAAGUAGGGCGAGUAGUUCGAGUAGAUAACGACUUGACAAGGGACUAGAACUAACCGGAACGUCGCCACUGUCAUUCCACAUGGUGUGGUUUGGGGCGUUUCCGCCCUGUCAUUGUGACAGUCUCUGAAAUUUCAGCAGACUGUUUUCCCCCACUCGACAGCAGACAACAGCAGUGUCUGCUGCCACAUCCACCUCGAGCAACAGUGAUCCAACUUAAGAUACGAAUAAGUAACAGUGAUACCAUGGAGCAGUCUGCCUUUUGUCGAACCUCUUUCCAGGCUAAAUGCUUGCUAUUGAGCCAAACACUAAGGCCCCUUGAGCCAAAUACCACGGCCCUUGAUAGUCAAUAAGUCUAAGCACAAUGCCAGAGCAUCUACUCUGGUAGCAUCUACUACCGAGAUACAAGUCUUAGACAUAAACAAAUGUAAGAUAGGGUGCUCUGAUUCACUGAAUUACCAGGUUAAGACGCUGUCGUCAGGUUCAUGCAACCUGAGGCCACAUUAUAAGAGACGUCGCACACUCUACACACACGAUUCCCGCUUUUGAACUAUUUCCUGGCCUCGAACCUGUGAUAUAGAGGAGAUAGAGACCCCCAACUCAAUUCACCCAGAGUUUUUAUGGAAUUUAUCGAGAAAAUACACAAAUUAUUUGAUUUGAAAUGUGACAAAAUGUAAACAGAUUUGUUGUCUACGUUUGAGAAAAAAAAUAUUGCUCGCUAGGCAUUUUCUUGUUUUAGUGAAGAUAAAAUAUUGUUUCUAAUUUUGUUGAGAGAGUAUAUGGUUGUCUGAGGUCAGAGGAGCGGGUGUCUUGUACUACAGGAAGUCGCUUUAAACUACAGUGUUUAGAACGAAGAUGAGAAUCCGAACUGUUUUGAGGUUCUUCAAAGACUAAAAUAAGAUAAAAUGACGGAGUGUCCUGAACACUCCCUCUCUAUUUUGAUUGUGGUUAUACAUGAACAAAUCCACAGAAGCCGUGAUGAGGGUUCGAAGGCUUCACUGGAAGCCUCUGGAUCCUCGUGGGUGCUGUAGUACCCCAGGUUGCAAUUCUUUUGACCAUGUCGCGGCGUAGUCGACUAGAGUGUGCAUCUGUGAACACCCAGCGCAUAAGUUCGAACCCUCAUCACGGCUCCUGUGUAUUUGUGCAUUGAUAUAUCAAGAUAAUGUGAUUUCUACCAAUAGAAGUGAUGGUGUGUGUCAACAUAGGCGGCAAGGAGCCUGGUCUUGGUGACUGAGAGUCCUGGCAGGGUGACAGACAAUGUGUCUUGCUGACAGCUACGUGUCCCUGCUGCUUGUUGACAGGAGGAAUAAGUAAACAGGAGUGAGAGCUUGGCUCACUGUCCCUGACGAACUGUGAGAUAAAACAACAAAGUAUUUCCUCCGUAUAAGCGCUGCUUCUUGAGGCGUCUCAGAGGCAGCGAACACUACUUCAACUCACCAGCGCCUCGCCACCGUGUAGGAUAACCAAACAGGUGAUCUGAAGCAGAACAUUCCGACGCGCUACUGAUGUGUGGGGCAACUCCUCCCCUGGGGAACGACGCGGCCCCUGUGGGCGACAGAGACACGGGUGUCUUGUGUACGUAGCCUCCAGUGUACGUGCCACAGGCUACGCGCACAAAGGGACAGUAUACGUGCCACAGACUACGUACACAAGGGGACAAUAUACGUGCCACAGGAAUAUGCUGAACAUAUGAUGACUUAACUGGUUUACGAGAUAAGUAAAUACCUAAACAUGUUAGUUAUGUAAACAUGCUGAGGCCACUUGUUGACUCAGGUUGGUUGUGUGUUUGUUUACCUGCCUCACGCUUUUUUGUCCGACCCGAGGUGGUGACAGUCAGGUGGGGGGGGGGGACUUCUCAGUGUGUUACGCUUGUGUUGCGCUAUAAUUGUUGCAAUCAAUUUCAUCAUGAAGCAUUUAUCUUGUGUUACCUGUAAGUUAAUUGUUAUCUCUGAAGACUUGUAUUUAUAUGUACAUGAAAGCCCUCCAUUUUCUGUAUUUUUAUUGUAUAUACUUAUCGAAGCUUGGAAGACGAGGGACAAUACACAUACUAUACUAACAAAUGCAUUAAGUUCAAUGUUCAGCUGCUCAAAUGUUAUAUUUUACGGUCAAUGUUUUGUUCUGCACCCGUCAUUGUAUUAGUGUGUUAAUUACACACAGAAAUCACAAUAGCGUGAUGCAUCAAAUGAACAAAUCCAGUGCAUGGGGAGAAUUGUGUAAAAUCCUG
Messenger RNA from Procambarus clarkii (red swamp crayfish), 4841 nucleotides. The record is from RefSeq and is a predicted model, not a curated record. NCBI's taxonomy places the organism in Eukaryota, Metazoa, Arthropoda, Malacostraca, Decapoda, Cambaridae.